This is a messenger RNA of Candidozyma pseudohaemuli, 588 nucleotides long. RefSeq lists its product as uncharacterized. The transcript is spliced from 2 exons. Lineage: Eukaryota; Fungi; Ascomycota; Pichiomycetes; Serinales; Metschnikowiaceae. Bases 1 to 588 code for a protein of 195 amino acids. The record is from RefSeq and is a predicted model, not a curated record.
AUGAAUCUGACACCUUUGACGGCCAUUGAUGGCCUUUCAUCGUUGACUCUUUUUCAACAAGCACAGCAUAUUGCCCGCCAGAUCCCAGAAUGGCACAAGGCAGGCCAUUACAACUACUCAGUGCCUCAGGGGCACGAUGUCGGUGUGGACAUCCACACAAAGGAAUUCAACGGCGACUAUUGGGUUGCUCGUGCAAAUGGAUUCGAGCAGUUUGAUGCAAAGUCUCGGAAACAUCUUUUCCAUGUUUUGGACAAGUACGUGCUUGGCUCCACCUCCCUGCUCGAUGAGUCUCACACUCUGUAUGAGCUCGGAUAUAUCCAGGAGUUAGCCGACUUCAAGGUGCAUCCUUACGAUCUCGGUGAUACGGUCCCCGGAUACGAGGGCGUGGCGUAUUUGGCAGAGUUGUACUAUCACUUGCAGUUUCCAUUGAAGAAACGUAAGUUUUGCAACUUGGUGCAUGUUCUUAGAGCCGAAGAUGGCAAUUCUGGCUAUGUGAUCAGUUUGGCGGUGGAUCCGUCGGUGAUUCCAGGAAACCCAAAGGAGCCGGCCUUCGUUCAUGCAAGACAAGUGACCUCAGGUGGUACAUGA